Molecule: messenger RNA, 618 nt
Organism: Paecilomyces variotii
Lineage: Eukaryota; Fungi; Ascomycota; Eurotiomycetes; Eurotiales; Thermoascaceae
Product: trimeric LpxA-like protein
Exons: 2
Coding region: 1-618 (205 amino acids)
Source: RefSeq, a predicted model, not a curated record
AUGCCUCCCAAAGCAGUCAAGGGAGAGUAUAUCGAAACAGAUACAGGAAAUAAAAUCUCCCGCCGCUCCCUCAUCCACGGCACACAACAUAUCAUCCUCGGUGGAAAAACAGUGAUUCAAUCUGACGCCGUGAUCCGUGGCGACUUGUACAGAGUCGCACCACCUCCUCAAUCAUCUUCCGGCAACGACGACUCCGCAGCAGCACCGCAAUCAUCAUCCUCCGCGCCCUCGGUAGCUAUCACUGUCGGGCGAUACAGUUAUAUUUCGAAACAAGCGAUCCUGCGUCCGCCAUCGCGGCUGAAUCGUGGCGUGCAUUCUUUCUAUCCGCUUAAGAUCGGCGAUCAUGUCUUUGUCGGGGAGCGAGCUGUCGUGGAGGCCGCGUCGGUGGGGAAUCAUGUGCAUAUUGGUCGGGAAGCGGUCGUGGGAAGUAUGGCGAUUCUGAAAGAUUUCGCGUACGUACUUGAUGGCGCGGUCGUGCCUCCGGGGAUGGUGGUUCCGAGCUGGUGUGUGGUGGGCGGUGCUCCGGCGAGGAUUGUGGGUGAGGUUGGAGAAGGGUAUGGUGUUGAGGGGGCGGAAGGAGGGUUGGCGAGAGAGAGGUAUAGGCUUGUGGGGAGGUAG